GUAUACCGUUCGAGAUUUUUACUCGCUGCUUACAAGUGCUGGAAGGCUAUUUUACGAUUCUAUACAAAUACAUCCGAACUAUCUCGCAUUUGUAUAAAUGCUGUAAAUGAAGUUGGACUUGCCAAUGAUUGGUUGCAGGACGAACAAGACGAUCCAAAGGAAGAGAUCGAUUAUUCAGAUGAUUCCAUUCCAUUGUUGACAAGGAGAACAGUAUGGAAAGAUAUUCAUGUACCAAUCGAAGUCGUUUAUCGUAUCGAUCCAUUCUUUAUUCAAGCAGAGAGGCACGGUUUAGAAUCGAAGGACAGCAACCUUAACGAAAUCACUCAGGCGAUUCUCGACAAGAAGAAUUUCCCUGAACAAAGCUCUAUUGGAACUCCAGCUGCCUCAGUUUUGUACCAUUGCUUGGCAAAAAUUCGAGAUUCAUAUAGUCUUGCAAGCGAAAUUAGGGCACAUGCGAAAACAAAAUUCGACACGAGUAAAAAGAUUCACGAAGAAAAGCUGCUCGAACUAUGGGAUCUAUUAAUGCCUGAUGAAGCUCUCAAAGAUCGUUAUAGCGAUCAAUGGAUCAAGACUCUCGAAGCAAGACAAAUGCAAUACUUUUUAUUCAAAUACGGAUCCACAAAGGAUGUUUUUCAAGAAUUUUUCUGUUAUAUAUUCCAUUCUUUUAACACAUACUGGACUUCACAAGAGAUUGAACCAAAUGCUAUGGAUUUUGAAAUAAUUUUUGAACAGUUCGGGAAGAUGAUUGUCGAGGAACUGUUAGAAAGGAAGCCAAUGGUAUUAGAUGAAUCUAAGGAAUUUUUCCUUCAGAUCAAAAAGGAUAAUUGA
Molecule: messenger RNA, 828 nt
Organism: Acaulospora colombiana
Lineage: Eukaryota; Fungi; Glomeromycota; Glomeromycetes; Diversisporales; Acaulosporaceae
Source: the annotation of a GenBank genome assembly